Messenger RNA from Misgurnus anguillicaudatus (oriental weatherfish), 5640 nucleotides. NCBI's taxonomy places the organism in Eukaryota, Metazoa, Chordata, Actinopteri, Cypriniformes, Cobitidae. The record is from RefSeq and is a predicted model, not a curated record.
UGACGUGCGUAUCACGUGAUGUUUUCGCUGGGCUGUAGUGAUGUGUAGCCACCAUGAGUGAAGCGGGGAAAUAAAGAUUUAUAAUGGCAGCGAGUGAUGAUGGAGGCUUUGCGAAGACGCAACGUUUCGUCGCGCUCGUCGUGCUGAAUAAUCACCGGGGCGAUACAUCGCAAGGCCGCGCGGAUUACACGAGCCAGUGAUUCUAUCGGAGGUACGAACCCGCAGCCAAAAAAAUGGGCCGUGCAUCGGUGUAAAGCGGCGGUAAAGUGACCUUUCAUCGCAUUGUCCCAUGGAAGAACGGCCACAUUUACCGAAUCACGGCGUAAUGUUGACACUGGAGGCGCAACCGCGUCGCACUGUCACCAAAACGACCGCGACCAACGGCGACAUCUCUUGUGCUGCUGGGGAGCCUCCGUCCUCCUCCUCCUCCUCCUCAAUCAAUAACAGCGGCUCCCGUUUGCCCGUGCACUUAACGGCCUCCUCUCAUUCUCAGCCACAGAGGAGGUACCAUCCGCCUUACCACUUUAAAGUGCAUCACCUGUUCCCGGAUGAGAGCCCCCAGGAUGCUGUAUUAAGAAAAAACCUGCCCCCCCUCCAGUAUAAAGUGCACGACUCUGCCUUCUGUCGUGUGCUUAGCUCUGAUACCACUGCUGCUGCCCUGGCCGCCGCUGCCGUCUGCACCGGUGGCAUAGACAGGGACAUAUGGAAGUGCGGAUAUCUUCGAAAACAGAAGCACGGCCAUAAGCGGUUCUUCGUCCUGAGGGGCCCGAGCAACCUGGGGCCCAGUCGGUUGGAAUACUAUGACAGCGAGAAAAAAUUUCGUAAUGCGCUCAAAGCCGCCACCACCGGGGUGACUUGUCCCGCGAAGAGGGUCAUUUACCUUUCCCAGUGUUUUACGGUUAAUAAGAGGGCUGAUGCUAAGAACAAAUACCUCAUUGCCCUUUAUACUAAAGAUGAAUAUUUUGCAGUGGUGGCAGAAAACGAGCAGGAGCAGGAGGAUUGGUACUUGGCCCUCACUGAACUUAUGACGGAGGGCAAAAAGGGGCAGCUGGACACUGAUGAACUUGACGAUGGUUACGGGACAAUUUCACCAGGUACUAUUUUUAAGGAGGUGUGGCAGGUCAACGUCAAGCCCAAAGGGUUGGGUCAGACCAGGAAUCUAAUGGGGGUGUACCGUCUGUGCCUUUCCGCCAAGACUAUUCACCUGGUGAAGCUGAACUCGGAGACGCCCGCUGUGAACCUGCCGUUAAUGAACAUUCGCCGCUGCGGCCACUCUGAGAGCUUUUUCUUCAUUGAAGUCGGACGCUCCUCUUCCAUUGGCCCUGGUGAAAUCUGGGUGCAAGUCGAGGACUCUGUGGUGGCACAGAACAUGCAUGAGACAAUUCUGGACACUAUGAAAGCUCUGAAGGCCUUUCCUGACUUCAGGCCGCGAAGCAAAAGCCAGUCCUCCGGGUCGAACCCCAUACCGUUCAUCACCACUCGCCGGCAUCUCGGAAACCUUCCUCCCAGCCAGACUGGGCUGCAGCGUCCCUCCAGGACGGAUUCUGUGACAGGCACACCGCCGACAGGGAAAACUAAAGGAGGGAGGGGCAAGCGUUAUCGGACAUCCAGUGAGGGUGAAGGCACCCACGACCGCCCGCUCAGCUCUGGGACGGGCAGCCUAGUGCACCUAAACACCCCCAUUCUCAACGUGGGCCGGGAAGAAAGUGGCAGCUGCUGCGCUCACGCCUCGCCCGGUUCGAUCCAGCACACCCGCUCCGCUUCACUUCCUGUGUCUCACUUCCUGUCUGCCACCAGCCCCAUCAGUGUGUCCAGCAGCAGUGGACACGGCUCCGCCUCUGACACGCACACCCGCCCCUCAAGCUCCUCCAUUUGCGGCUCCCCUAGCGACGGGGGCUUCAACUCCUCGGAUGAGUUUUGCCCCAGCCCGUGUGACUUCAGGUACUUUCAUGCGAGCUGCACCACCCCCGAAUCCCACGGCAACACCCCACCUAUUAGGGAAGAUUACCGGCUGGCAGAAUACAUGGCUAUGGAUUGGCAUAAAGAUGGGGCCAGAACCUUUGAAGAGGAGAGCAGUUACAUGGAAAGAACUUUUCUCAAGCUAGCACAUUCCUCCAAGCCAAAGCUGGGCGGCGGUUUAGGUGUCAUGCAGCAAAAAGCAACGCAAACCUCAUCUUCUUUAGAUGAACCAAGCCCUGUAGAGUCAAAACGACACCAGGUUUGCUCGUGCUUGCUGAAGUCAGCCUAUAAGUCUUACUCUGAAUUACAUCACCCAAACAAGCCUCCCUUGCUCAGCUCGGAGUGUCAGAAAAAACUGCCUAAAGACGAUGGCUACACGCCUAUGAUGUACAGCAUUGCUCCCUCUCUUAAUACAGAUUACAUCCCUAUGCAACCCAGAGCGAACCACCCUGCCACCCUGGACUUUCACGCUUGUUCCUCACAGCAAGCAGACAGAUACGGCUAUAUGAUGAUGCUCCCUGGUGACAGCCCCUCCAGCAGAGAACAGGCAGAGUAUGAUGACUACAUGGACAUGACUGCGCAAAUGACCAUGGCGGAGGGCUUUUCCCAAGCCUCACCAGAAAGUCAGAAAUCCCACAGCUCUUAUUUCUCCCUGCCACGUUCCUACAAAGCUCCUUCCCGAGAGAAGCGCGAAAAGACUGAAUACGUUCCCAUGUCCCCUGUUGAGCCCCCAAGCCCACCAAGUCCAGGAGAGUACAUCCACAUGAAUUUUGGUGCCUCUCACACUGCAAUCUCCCCACUCUCUGUGAAUUCCCCCUCCACCCCACCACCCUCUCAGCCCUGCUACCAGAUGUGCUGCUCCUCACCAGACCAUGACUAUUUAGGCCUAAACAUAGACAGCCUUUUGAAAGACCGCCCUCCACGACACUCGCUCGUAGCUCCAUGGAACCCCCCUAACUACGCCCGACCCUUAGGAUGCUCUUACGGCCAGACGUCGACUAAUUUCGAUCCCGAAAAAAUUCACAGCGGCUGUGGAGAUGCCGGCAGUCCCUCCAGAGCGAUGCAGCACCUCCGUAUCUCAGAACGGCUGCCUGUCAGUCAAACUGAGCCCAAGAUCAUCAGAGCCGAUCCGCAGGGCAGGAGACGACACAGUUCUGAGACUUUCAUCCCCUCACCUGGUUCCUCUGCUAGCGGUUGCGGUGUCAGGCUCUCGGCCAAUCAGAAUCACCCCGAAGCGAGCAGGUGGCAAAACUCCACCUCGUUCGAUAGCAUGUGGUCGCAUUCAGACGCCUCUCCCGACUUUGCAAACUCUGCCACCGGAGGAACACGCCAGAACACCUCAUCCAGCUACCUCAACUACAUCGCUCUGGACUUGAGAGAAGUGCCCAGGGUCACACACGACACGCCCCCUUCACACCCAGCUCAUAGUAACCUCCAGGAGAGCGAAGCCUAUGCUGGUAUAGACUUCUCCAUGUCAGGAGGACAUGCCACUGCCUCAAAAGAUUGAGUGAGUCAUAUGCCGAUGCCCAGGGGGAGUCGAGACAUUGAGAAUCCGAUGAACUCUGGAAUGCUGAAGAGGAAGUCGCCACCUUCUCCUCAGACCUCCAACAACAAAAACUGAGAAACUGCACAACCUCUUAUGCUCUGGAUUUCCCACAUAACUGCCUCAACAACCGGUUCAUUUGUCCGUUUUGACAGGAACGUUAAUGUUUUUUGGUCUUGUUUACUAGAGCGGGUUCGCUAAAUCCGAACUGUGAGCUCCAGACGUCUGGCACUUAAUUUCGCGUGUGUACGGUAUUUUUAAUGCUCAUCAUAGCUCUUGCGUUACAGGUUUAUGUUUCUCCACACAAAAUCUAAAAGAUUUGUGUAAAUAGGAGGAGCUUGUAUAUUGAAUAUCAUUUUGUAUAAUGAGCCAGAUACUAAGUGGUACCUUCCCAUAAUCCCUCACUCCUCGAGACACUUGCCACACAUCGCACUUAGUUGUGUUGAUUUUUCUUAUUUAUAUAAAAGAAAAUUCAUAUUUUUUCAGGGAGCAUUGAGUUGCCUACACUUGCAGUGCACAUACUGUAAAAGGGUUUCGUUUUGCCACACGGACCACUUCUGUGAAGACCACUUUGUUAUAUAUUUUUUUGUGUACAGCUACAAAAUCAUCUCGGUUGGGUUUUAUAUCACACGAAAAAUCAUCUAACGAUACCGUUUGUGAAUCUGAAUUAGAUCAAUUCAAAAGUCCGAGCAUUUUGACCAAUGCGAAGCUUAAAAAGAAGUAAAGACACUUUUUUAAGAGCACUUUUUAGAUGACGCAGUGUUUCUAAGUUACCUGGAUGCUACCUCCUGUUCAUGCCAUUGAGAAAAUACUCACGAAAUCCUUGCCUGUAUUAGUGUGCUAUCAAGUAUUGCCGACUUCGAGGUCAAUUGAGAUGCAAACUAUUAUUUCCAUCACCACUUAUGGUUUCUCUGUCCUUGUUUAAAAUGCAACCCAGCAUUGUUUACAUAGAUUUGGAGUAUCUUUAGGCCUUGAUGUAGCCACUGGACAGACAAAAAAAAGAUGUUUACUAUUUCUUAACUUAUUUGCAUUUCACUACUACUAGUCUUAUAAACUGCCACAUUACAGCAGGAAGCCGGUACUGUACGAACUUCAUGCUACUUUGCAUUCCCCACACGGUACAUCCUGUUGUUUUGUUUGUUAAUUUAUUGAUUAUUUAUUGUUUAUUUAUUUAACUUUCGCAGUGACGUUCACUGUUCGCGGGACAGUUUGUAUAGUGCAUCGCUGGUGAUCGCAAUCGUAUGAAUAUAGUACUUACUGUGAGGGGGAGUUCAAUGUGUAUAUAUCCAACUUCAAACCACCUGUUUUACCCUCAACUCUUGGGCGUUUUUUUACCAAGAAUUAUUAGUCCCUUUUUUGCUUGUACCUGAAAGCUUUAUAUGAAGAGAUGUCGGGUCGAGGUCGUGAUUGAAAGCUGUGUAGUAAGAUGUGUACGCUUUACAGUAGUAGUCCAGAUGAUGUUGGGACACGUCAGUGAAUUUUUCCAUUCGUUUCGGUAGCGGUCGCGUGGCCGCUCUCUUUCUUUGACUAGCUUUUGUGUCAUGCUAUCGUGUCAUGAUAUAUUGCGUUGCUUUAAUGUAAGUAAAAUGUGAAAUGGAGAAAAAACAGUAGUAUACCGUUUCUUGGGAGUUUUUCUACACAAUAACUACAGUGACAGCCUAGAAAAAUAAUCAAGCUUGUGUUUUUUGUACUAGGGGCUCUACUGAGGUUAUAGUUUGGGGAUACUGAUUUUGUUUGGAAUUGUGCCGAGUUGUUUGCCUUCUUUCGAUGACUGAAAAGGAAGCGUUGGGAAAAAAUUUCAGACGUGCAGAGUCUGUGUUGACAAUUUGCAUUUCAUUUGGUCAGUACACACUUUUGCUAAAAGUUUGUAAUUGGGCUGAAAUACGUUAAUGACCACGACUGAAGUAAACCAUUAUCAGCGCCGUCUUCCUUUGUAAAUAUUGUAAUUUUUGAUAUCCCAUCUCUUGUCAACACGCUACACGGCAACUCCUUGGAUUAUUUUAAGGAUGAGGCUGUUUGAGAUUUUUUUGGGGGGGUCAGUUCUACAUUUUUAUAUUUUAUUUUUGGUGUAUAUUUAUCAGAUUGGGUUUUGCUUGUAAUAGAGCUAUUGCAAUAAAAAAGUGCCAAGGUAUCCCUGA